Messenger RNA from Punica granatum (pomegranate), 1022 nucleotides. The record is from RefSeq and is a predicted model, not a curated record. NCBI's taxonomy places the organism in Eukaryota, Viridiplantae, Streptophyta, Magnoliopsida, Myrtales, Lythraceae.
CAAAACCCCUCUUUUCUUCAUUCAUCGCAACAAUAUCUUUGCCUCUCCAUUUCCUUCCAUCUCUUUCACAAGCAUUUCCACACACAAUCUUUCUCAAACACAACUGCUCCCCUUUCUUGUUUUUCUUCUUUUGUCUUUAGAUCCUCUAAAGGCGCCCGCAUGGCCCGACCACAACAGCGAUAUCGCGGCGUUCGGCAGAGGCAUUGGGGAUCUUGGGUCUCCGAGAUCCGCCACCCUCUAUUGAAGACUAGGAUUUGGCUCGGGACAUUUGAGACAGCAGAGGAUGCAGCUCGAGCCUAUGACGAGGCGGCGCGGCUAAUGUGCGGGCCCCGGGCUCGGACCAACUUCCCGUACAACCCCAAUGCGACACAUUCAUCCACCUCAAAGCUACUCUCAGCAACCCUAACUGCUAAGCUCCACAGAUGCUACAUGGCCUCCCUGCAACUGACGAAGUCCUCAUCUCCCCAAGUAGAGCCCCAGAAGCCCGCGGCCUCCCACGUAUCAUCAGUGAGCAGCAAUCUCGCAACUCCAGUAAAGUUCGAGGACGAAAAGGUCAAGUUCUUGCCCGACCAGAGGAGGCAAAUGGUGCCAUUUGUUCAAGAGAUAAAAGCAGAGGAGGAGGUCACAGGCUAUCAGUAUCACCAGCAGCAGUUCAGCUUCAAGCCACUCGAGGACGACCACAUCGAGCAAAUGAUCGAGGAGCUUCUCGAUUACGGGUCGAUUGAGCUGUGCUCUAGUGUAGCUUCCUAAUUAGGAUUCAAGAUGAGUUCUGUCUCUGCAUUUUUCUUGGUAAAAUUACCCCCUAAUUACCCAUUUAACCCCCACCAGUCACCACCAAUUUCUUCACCUGACCAUUUCCAGAGCAAGUGUCCUGCUUUUUCCCACAAGAAGGCCAUUUCCUAGAAGGGUAGAGUCACAAAUUCUCCUAGGUUGAAUAUUUUGGAAGAUGCUGUAUAAUUUAUAAUAUAUAUGUAUAGUUGUACUAUUAUUAUGAAAAUUAUUUAUAAUAUUUAUCAUCAUGA